Messenger RNA from Hipposideros armiger (great roundleaf bat), 945 nucleotides. RefSeq names its product C-C motif chemokine ligand 5 (gene CCL5). Gene Ontology annotation, biological process: antimicrobial humoral immune response mediated by antimicrobial peptide; eosinophil chemotaxis; positive regulation of GTPase activity. The record is from RefSeq and is a predicted model, not a curated record. The transcript is spliced from 5 exons. NCBI's taxonomy places the organism in Eukaryota, Metazoa, Chordata, Mammalia, Chiroptera, Hipposideridae. Gene Ontology annotation, cellular component: extracellular region. Gene Ontology annotation, molecular function: chemokine activity; CCR chemokine receptor binding. Bases 289 to 564 code for a protein of 91 amino acids.
AAAAAAGGGCAGGAUGUGGCAGAAAGAGUCCUGGAUAGGGAUUUGAAUCCUGCCUUCACCUGGGAAGCAGCUUCCUGACCUGUGAGGAGAACCCCUGCCAGGGAAGACAAAGCUGAGGAUGCCAGCAGAGGAACAGCCAGUGUGUGACUGCUGUUUUGGAAACUCCCGUUGGGGGCGCCCCCUCUACUGGCCUGACUCCCUAUAAAGGGCUGGCCCGAGCUGCAGAGAAUCCCUGCAGAGGAUCCUGAGGCAGCACAGUAUCUCCCACAGCCUCUGCCCACAGGUACCAUGAAGGUCUCCGCAGCUGCCCUAGCUGUUCUCCUUGCCGCUGCUGCCUUCUGCGCUCCUGCAUCUGCCUCCCCAUAUGCCUCGGACACCACUCCCUGCUGUUUUGGCUACAUCUCCCGUCCACUGCCCCACACCCACAUCCAGGAGUAUUUCUACACCAGCAGCAAGUGCUCCAUGCCAGCAGUCGUCUUUAUCACCCGAAAAAAACGCCAGGUGUGUGCCAACCCAGAGAAGAAAUGGGUGCGGGAGUACAUCAACUCUUUUGAGUUGAACUAGGAUGGAGGGCACCUUGAAGUUGAACUCCGGCCAAGUUUCCUAUUGCUUCUUGCUCUUGUCCUAACCGGCCAGCUUAGGGGGCUUCUCCCCAAUCGCCUACUCUCACCCGCUCCGUAGAGAGCAAAGGUUCCACCACACAGCAGCAGUUAUCAAAGCCUCCCCCCACCUGAAGCCUCCACAAGCUCCUGAGGCUCUGCCUUGUUGUACACAGGAAGUCGUCGGGCUCUGAGCUUCAGGCUCCUCAGCUCUGCCAUGGCUCUGCAGUCAGGAAGGAAAGUGGGCUUCUAUGGUAAUGUCCCGCAGCCAAAGCUCCCAUCUCAGCUCCUCACUGGGAUAGGCUGACUGGCAAAAGUGAAAAAUCGGCUUUCCAUUAAAAUGCUC